Messenger RNA from Pieris rapae (cabbage white), 1986 nucleotides. RefSeq lists its product as uncharacterized. The record is from RefSeq and is a predicted model, not a curated record. Bases 133 to 1305 code for a protein of 390 amino acids. The transcript is spliced from 9 exons. NCBI's taxonomy places the organism in Eukaryota, Metazoa, Arthropoda, Insecta, Lepidoptera, Pieridae.
GAUCAUUUUUAGUUUAGUCAGUGUCGUUCGCGCUUUUGUCACAAACUGACAAUUAAAAAAAUAAAAUAAAUAUUUUCAUAGUGAUUGUGAAUAAUAAAUCCACGAGUGUUUAUUACUAGCCUUGACUUUGCUAUGAGAGGACGAAAUGGCACGUGUGAACAUACCACAAGACGCCGGGCUGUACCCGUCUUAUAUCUAAGAGGGUCUCAUUAUGAAGUCGGUCACGAUGUGGGUCGCACGUUUUCAUCAGUCAUUAAAGAUUUUAUAGCAACCUACGCUAAUCUGCGGGACUUCGAGAAGGAAUACAAAACUGAUACUGGGAAGCAGGCGUACGAGAAAACCUUAGCCAACAUGAAACAGCGUUUCCCAUGGUACUUGAAAGAGAUGCAAGGCGUCGCUGAUGGAGCUGAUGUUCCCUUCUACCAGUUGUUCCUGUUGCAAAUGGACGACAUUAUUGGCACCAUCAACGAUAACCACAUUCCGAGGAACGAUACUGGUGGAUGCAGCUCAAUUGGAAUAAACACGCCGAGCGAUGCAAUCUUGGCUCAUACUGAGGACGCAUUCAGUGAGACGCUAAAUCACUUUUAUAUCAUGUCAGCUCAUAUAAUACCAACUCAGGAGGACAAAGAUCUUGGGGCCGUCGAGGAAAGAUUCGCAUCGUUAUGCUACGCGGGACAUAUGCCCGGAUACACGAUGGGAUACAACGGAAAUGGACUAGUUUUCUCCAUAAACACACUCAGCCCUAUGAUACUGAAACCAGGGAACACUCCGCGAACAUUUAUCACUCGAGCUCUUUUGACCGCGAAGAACUUAGAAGAUGCGGAAAGAAUUCUGCUUGACCAGGGUCUGGGAGCAGCCAAUGGAUGCUCAGUGAACAUGAUAUGGACAGAGGGAAACGGUACACGAAGCCUGUACAACGUCGAGAUGGCUCCAGACCUAACGGGGGAUAAGUCACUGUUGAGUGUUAAAAAGUUCGAAAAUGAUGUCACAAUACAUACUAACAAGUACCUUCGCCUACAGCUGAAGGAAGUGGAUGGCCCCAUCAUAGACAGUAGCAACGCUCGGUUGGAUGCGAUCUACAAACAUCCGAAGCCCAACACACGGGAGGACCUCCAGAACAUUCUAUCAGACACUUCGAGACAGGACUUCCAAGUGUUCGCGGAACAAGAAGAAUCCGUUAUCAAGACUAUCGCAGCUGGUAUAUUUGAUUUGAAAGAAAAGACAUGGAAUAUUUACAUUAAUAAACCAAACGCAUCCGAGCCUGUUGCCAUUUUACCAAUUAUAUUCACCAAUUUAGGAAAAUAAAAAUAAUAGUUAAUCCAAUAGUAGAAUCGCUAGAAGAGUGCUUAAAUAUAAUAUAUUAAAUCCGCAAUGUUGAAAUUUAUCGUAAGUAAUAUAUUUUAGAAUAAAGUUUCUGUCUUUAUCCAAGUACUAUUUACCCUCAAAGGGAUACAUUGUUGGAAUAAAUAAAACACAAUAAUCAAUGCUGUGCGGCUUACACCAGUCGUAAGCUCCUUUGACCCUACUAAGGUAUUCCACGCAAGAUGAACGUUGCCAUACAAAAAAUCAAAAUGUUUCUUUUCUAUUACGAUAAUUAUUUAAAUUUGUGUGAUAUUCUAUGUAUGAUGCUAGAAAGCAUUGGUAAUAGUAGGAUCUCACAUGUGCUACAAACAAUAUAACUAGUUACCUAUUCCUUUACUAAAUUAUAAUAUGUUCCUAAAGCAAUCCAUAUAUGAAUUUUCAGGACGAGAUACAUUAAAAACAUUUUAUAUAAUACUAGUAGUGAUAAAUUUAUUUAUUUUCGAAAAGUAUUUUUUGAGCUGUUUAAAAUUUGUGUUUUUAAGGUUAAUUUAACUAAACAAAUAUGUGUAUUGUUCAUGUAUUUUUGCUUACAUGUUUGUAAUUCCUAAUAAAAAUCAUCUUAUUCUCAUGCUUUAGAUAAAUGUGUAUUGAUUAAACAUGAACGAAACUAAAAUAUUGUUUUUA